Molecule: messenger RNA, 3285 nt
Organism: Botrytis cinerea B05.10
Lineage: Eukaryota; Fungi; Ascomycota; Leotiomycetes; Helotiales; Sclerotiniaceae
Exons: 2
Coding region: 273-2765 (830 amino acids)
Biological process (GO): retrograde transport, endosome to Golgi
Cellular component (GO): Golgi membrane; Ric1-Rgp1 guanyl-nucleotide exchange factor complex
Source: RefSeq, a predicted model, not a curated record
GACUACAGUAGCCGAUAGUCUGACCUAACACCACAAACACCUAAUGCUUCUCGGUGGUCAGAUGCUUAAUGGUCUAGUAAUAAUAAUUCAUACUUUACAAAUCUUCAAAGAGCUUCAUAAAUGCUAGUCAGAAUAGGGCCCUCAAUUGAAAGUUUUUCAUUGUUUCACUAUGCCGGUAGAUUCAUCUGAAUCGAGGUUAUUGCGAUUGCAUUCAUGACUGGUAGAUUAGAUCUCCUUCGAAGAGGAGGAGUGUCAAUUGCCCAUACAGCGAAAUGUCAACCCUUCAAAGUAACAUUCGCGUCUUCAUACAGUGGAAAGAGCAAACUGUAUUCGCGGGCGAAGAUAUAGAGUGUCAAAUCACUUUCAAAAACGUCGCGACGUCCCCAGCGUCAUCAAAAUCAUCAUUACAUCCACCCGGACCCAAUGGGUUGCUGCAGUCACCCGAAAGACAGAGAAGACCUCCGUCACACAUCAAAAGCUCAACCCUGAGCCCGCGGUCUGGAAUUCAAAGCAGAGGUGGACAUCGAUCAUCCCUUUCCAUGACAAUACCACCCGAAUCAGUACAUUCAAAACAAUCAGAACAAUGGAGUCAUGGAACAUCCAGGCCCGGAAGAGGAGGGGAAGGGCAUAAACGGUCCGUAUCUAUUAUAUCAAUGGGAGCUAGUGAAAGCGCUAUCGAUGAAGUCGCCAGCCAUGGAAGCUUGUCCGAAAGGCCUGGUAGAGGUGGCAGAGGUCAUGGUCGGUCUGCAAGCUUGCAAAUCGUUCCACGAAGGAAUGGAGUUAAUGGAGGACCUAUGACAGCACCACUUAAUUCUCGUAUACCACCUCACCCGUCGCCGUUGAUGGGCUCCUCUUUCCCACCGAAUUCAUCUGUACCAAAUACUCCCCGGCGAAAUACAGGUACGAGUAAUCUGCCAACUACAUCAGGGCUUGGGUCACAUCUAGCAAGAAGGAAAGACUCAACUCCACUUGCUCCGGCCUUUAAAUUUCCAGCAUCCACCUCACCUUCGAUAGAGAGUCGACGUAAUUCACGCAUUGAAGAUGAUAACGCAAGUCACAAAUCUCAUGAUAGCCGGCUGCUCUCCCCCAGAUCUAGAGAUACCGUCCUAAGUAUUCCCGAUCAAAUAACACACGCACCUAUUGCAAGAAUACUCUCGCCAUCGAGCAUGGGUGGCACACCACGAAGCAGCGGGGAAUUCUAUACUCUAAGCAACAACUCGACAGAAACCCUCGCUUCAGAAUAUUUACCACAACCAUCAAAUCGGAUGCCACCUUACAGUGGGCACCACAUAAAACGGUCUUCAAAUUUAGCUCCCAGUAGCAGUCACAGGGUACCAGAAACGCUCAUGAUGGGCUAUGCUCAAAUCCAUGGGUCUUUUAUGCUGGAUCCAUCCUUAAUUAGUCAAGCCCCAUUCGAAGAAGUGAAGCGAAAAGGUGCAGUCGGUGGGCAAGGUGGGGGUGUGAUUGGGGUUGAAACGAACAAAAGGGACAGUAGUCUUUUGCGAACAUUUGGCUGGGGAAGCAUAGGCGAAUCGAUCGGUGGUUUAUUAGGGGGCGGCGAACUAAGUAGCAUGAAAGAUAUGCGGGGCAUGGUAAAUUCCCGUUCCAUACCUUUACUGUCAACUCCUCAAUCGAUUUUGUUUGUGGAUUUGAAAUUGGCUCCUGGGGAAAGUCGCAGUUACAAGUACUCUUUCAAACUACCUAGAGGACUGCCUCCCAGCCAUAGAGGGAAGGCUAUAAAGAUAUCCUACAAAUUAGUUAUCGGCACCCAAAGACCGGGAGGUGCCAAGGAGCAACAAGUCAAGUCAGUUGAGAUACCAUUCCGACUCCUAGGCAGCGUGAAUUCUCACGGAGAGCUUCUUGGGCAUGAUCUUAUGUUACCAUAUAUACUACUUCGAGAUCAAGCUCGAAUUCAAACUAUUAACACGCAGUCCCAAGAAAGCUUGAGUUCUUCACUUAAAAAGCUCUCAGUCAGGACACAUAAAACGCAAAAACCCAAUUCGAACCUAGGCGAAUUCCUUGCAUACGUUGAUGAAUUAAUCACGAAGCCACGACGAAAUUCUAGCUUUGGCUUAUUAUCGCCCACAGAACCUAUAGGAUCUAGACGCCAAUCUAUUAUCGAGGAGCCUGCAACUGCAAAAGAAGCAAUUGAUAUGGCCAUCCUCCGCAGCAAUAUUGCCACAGAAUCCCAACAAAGUGCAAACAGAUUUGAAAUUGCCCGCGGUGGAAAGAGAGUUGCGGUAGUCAUGUUAGCUAGACCGGCAUAUCGCCUAGGCGAAACCAUCACUGCAGCUAUCGAAUUUACUGAUGCUGGAAUUCCCUGCUAUGCAAUACACUGUGCUUUAGAGACAUCCGAAAAAGUCGACCAUUCUAUCGCGCUACGUUCCGAGGCAAGCAUAUUUCGCGUUACUCGUCGCGUUCACGUUUCGCAUUCUGAAUCUACUCUCUUUGCUCGCCGCAUAGUCUUUUCCCCCACCAUUCCCGUCGCCGCAACCCCUGAAUUUAUCACUAGUGGGGUAUCGCUUGACUGGCGUAUUCGCAUUGAGUUCGUUACCCCUAGACUUGCAACCGUGGAUAAUGAGGUUGUUGAUUUAUCGCCUGAAUUGUUGGAAGAAUACACGAAUGAUGAAAGAGGGGUUGUCUAUGCAGCAGUUCAAGGGCUUGAAUGUGAAAGUUUUGAAGUUGCUGUUCCCAUUAGAGUAUACGGUGCCUUGGCUGGCACUACAGAAAAAGAAGAAAGCGAGGGGAUGGGCCUCGUUGUAUAAUUGGCACGAUAUCAUAAAGGUUACAAAAAUAAAAUAUGGGUGGUAUACUUGGAUAAAGGUAUUUAUAGCGUCUAGUAUUUUGGAGCUUUCAUGUUCAUUUUGGGGGUUUUAUAAUGAUCAGCGAUCAACGCCUACAUGACCUCUACUACGAAGAAGAAAUGAAAAGGAUGGAAAAAGGAUGGAUUGAUGGAUGAGUGGAAGUGGAUUGGUGCAAUUGACUUUAUAUGUAGUAGAUAAAAUUAGAUAUCUAUCAAAAAGAUGUUCAUACAGGAGAUUUGAUCAUCACUGGUUCACUAUCUAGGCUCUCACUGCAUGGUGAUAAAUACCAGAUUUAGUGGCUAAUAAUACAAUAUAGAUGAACACACAACAGCAUUGACGGCGAGUUGGAUAAAUUAUAAGAUUGGCUACCUGUUUGGUAGUCAUCUAUAUGUAAACUUGAUGGGGCAUAUUGAGAUUCCAGCUCAAAAUUAGGAUUGAUGGAUGUGAGAUGGUUGAUUUGAAAUGGGAUAUCGAAAAGCCA